GAAAUUGUAUGUGUAUCCCUUCCUUCCCGUCUGAAACAAAAGGAAAGGAUGAAGCAAUCAAAGGAUCCGUUCGAAGCAGCGUUCGAGGAAUCGCCGCCAGAAUCCCCAACGGCUACGGAGACAGAGGCAGAGACGCAAAACCCUACUCCUCCUCCUCCUCCUCCUCCUCCUCCUUCUUCUUUUUCUGGUGUUGCUGUAGUAGCACUGAAUCCACAACAGCCUCAGAAUCAGAAAGUGAAGAACAAAGACAAUGAGGAAGAGGAGGAGGAGGAGGACAACAUGGACGUGGAGCUCGCCAAGCUCCCUUCCACCGGCGACCCUCACAAAAUGGCCAAGAUGCAGGCCAUUUUGUCGCAAUUCACCGAAGAGCAGAUGAGUCGAUACGAGUCCUUCCGGAGGGCUGGCUUUCAGAAAGCCAACAUGAAAAGGUUAUUGGCUAGCAUCACUGGGACCCAGAAAAUUUCUGUGCCCAUGACGAUUGUUGUAUCGGGCAUUGCAAAAAUGUUUGUUGGUGAAGUUGUUGAAACAGCUAGAAUAGUUAUGAAAGAGAGGAAGGAAUCUGGACCAAUCCGGCCUUGUCAUCUGAGAGAAGCAUAUAGACGACUAAAGCUUGAAGGAAAAGUCUUUAAGAGAUCAUCCUCGAGGCUCUUCCGGUAGAUGGACCAAAUAUGAAUAUUGUGUGCAUCAGCAUCACUAGUUUGCUAUAGUGGCUUGCGGGUAGAUUAAAUUUUGUAGUCUGCACCUUCUUGUUUUCAACAUCUUGAUGUUCAUUUAACUGGAGCUAGUGAAUGUGAAUCAAUAUUAGAAGUAAAUUGGGAAAAUUUCCCCAUUUCUGCAAAUAAGAAAUGUGCAAUGGACACAUGUUUAGGACCCAACAUCUUUUCUCUUACUUUGUUAGAAAACAUAGUGCAUGUUUGGAUUGAAGUUAAAAAUAUUAUGGGCACGUUCCAAUGUAAA
This is a messenger RNA of Glycine soja, 957 nucleotides long. Its product is annotated as transcription initiation factor TFIID subunit 11. Gene Ontology annotation, molecular function: transcription coactivator activity; protein heterodimerization activity. Gene Ontology annotation, biological process: RNA polymerase II preinitiation complex assembly; transcription initiation at RNA polymerase II promoter. The transcript is spliced from 4 exons. The record is from RefSeq and is a predicted model, not a curated record. The coding region runs from base 49 to 657 and encodes 202 amino acids. Gene Ontology annotation, cellular component: transcription factor TFIID complex; nucleus. NCBI's taxonomy places the organism in Eukaryota, Viridiplantae, Streptophyta, Magnoliopsida, Fabales, Fabaceae.